Messenger RNA from Galendromus occidentalis (western predatory mite), 1439 nucleotides. Its product is annotated as dihydrolipoyllysine-residue succinyltransferase component of 2-oxoglutarate dehydrogenase complex, mitochondrial. The record is from RefSeq and is a predicted model, not a curated record. The coding region runs from base 37 to 1389 and encodes 450 amino acids. The transcript is spliced from 2 exons. Gene Ontology annotation, biological process: tricarboxylic acid cycle. Gene Ontology annotation, cellular component: mitochondrion; oxoglutarate dehydrogenase complex. Lineage: Eukaryota; Metazoa; Arthropoda; Arachnida; Mesostigmata; Phytoseiidae. Gene Ontology annotation, molecular function: dihydrolipoyllysine-residue succinyltransferase activity.
GGUUCACCUCUGAGGAAAAACGGGGGACAUCGGACGAUGUUGAAGCUCAUUACAAACGUAUCCAGCUCCACGGGUAAGACCGCGAGCCGUAUUUUGGCUUCGCGGUCUGCCCAUCAAGCCGGUCGAAUCGGAUCACGUGCUUUUACCAGACUGGCCGUCCGAGCCCUCGAGAGGAAAGGCUUUGAUCCGGCGCCACAGAGGUUCGCCAAAGCCGCCUCCGAACGUCUAUUCCAUACAAGUGGGAUUCUCUGCAAUGAGAUCCAAACAAUCAAGUGCCCCCAGUUGUCGGAGUCUUUGUCGGAAGGUGAUAUUCGGCUAGUGAAAGCUCCUGGCGACCAAGUAGAGGUUGACGACGUGGUGGCCGAAGUGGAGACCGACAAAACCGCAAUUCCGAUCCACUCGCCGGUCGCCGGUGUCAUCGAGAGUUUUCUUGUCGAAGACGGAGCAACCGUGACACCCGGUCAAGAUAUCCUGAAAAUUAAGGUCGGAGCAACCGGUGGAGCCGGACCAGCUGCCGCGGCAGCAACGGCUCCCGAGCCUCCGAAAGUAGAAGCCACCCCUGUCGCUACGCCCCCACCGAGCACCGCUACACCGCCCCCAGUGCCGCCGCGACAAACUGAGGUCACGAAGCACCUCAGCAAAGAUUUUAAUGCUCCCGCCUUCGAUAUUUCCUCCCCUCCAGGCUCCGGAGCUCGGACUGAAACUCGUGUGAAAAUGAACCGCAUGAGACAGCGAAUCGCCGAGCGUCUCAAAGACGCGCAAAAUACCUAUGCCAUGCUAACUACCUUCAACGAGGUCGACAUGUCGCGACUCACAGAGCUCCGAAACAAGAACAAGGACGCUUUCCUGAAGAAACACGGUGUCAAAUUGGGAUUCAUGUCAGCGUUUGUGAAAGCCAGCGCUCACGCUCUCAAAGACCAGCCGGUCGUCAACGCAGUCAUCGAUGGAAACGAAACCAUAUACAGAGACUACAUCGACAUUUCAGUGGCCGUCUCGACGCCGAAGGGCCUCGUUGUGCCCGUGAUCCGCGACGCCGACCAGCUCGACUUCGCUGGAAUCGAAAAAUAUAUUGCACAGUUGGGUGAGAAAGCCAAAUCCGGCUCGUUGGCAAUCGAGGACAUGGACGGCGGUACGUUCACCAUCUCAAACGGUGGGGUUUUCGGUUCUAUGUUCGGUACUCCGAUCAUCAACCCACCGCAGAGCGCCAUUCUCGGAAUGCAUGGCAUACAACAGCGGGCGGUAGUGAUCAAUAAUGAAAUCAAGAUCAGGCCAAUGAUGUACAUCUGCCUCACCUACGACCACCGUCUAAUCGAUGGAAGGGAAGCGGUCACCUUCCUGAGGAAGAUCAAGGACGGCGUCGAGGAUCCCGCCACCAUGUUCCUAGGCUAGACAAAUAACAUACGCUUAAGUCCUAAUAAAAUUCCGAAAAAAAAGGUACG